Molecule: messenger RNA, 6991 nt
Organism: Ochlerotatus camptorhynchus
Lineage: Eukaryota; Metazoa; Arthropoda; Insecta; Diptera; Culicidae
Product: centrosome-associated protein 350-like
Exons: 6
Coding region: 366-6458 (2030 amino acids)
Biological process (GO): microtubule anchoring
Cellular component (GO): centrosome
Molecular function (GO): microtubule binding
Source: RefSeq, a predicted model, not a curated record
AAGAAAAACGCGUUCGUGGCCGGUCGCAAGUUCGAGAAAAGGUUUACAUUUUACUGUAUAAAAAGUGCAUUUUUGUGUAUGAUUUGUGCUGAAAAGUUGUUAAUUGCGUAGUUGGUAACCUUCGGAACAAGGAAGUGAUAAAGUUUCGCGGAAACCGAUGUAGUACAGGGCGGAAAACAGCAUGCAAAGUGUUGGAAUUUUUGUGAUUCCAAGAAUCAAAGCCGCUCGUCGUCGUAGGUCUUCUUUUUGCUUUUGGUGGUGUUCUUGUUGCACAGGGGCGCUCUCGUUUCAAGGCAAUAUUGAAAUGCGUGAUUCCUUAUUCUGAUAUUUAUGGUUGAGAUUUUGCUUACAAACGUUCAAGAACCAUGUCAACCGAUUCCGAAAGCCACUCGCUAACGGACAAGGCUAGCCGUAAUUCGGCUACCUAUUCGAUAUGCUCGCUGGAUGAGGUCCCCGUCCGAAAGAGUGCAGUUCAAAUUAUUCGGGAGCGCAGCUCAACGGAUUUGCUCCAACCGGGGUCGCCUCGCAGGAAAGGAACUAUGCAAAUCACAAAGUUAGUGCUGAAGGAUCCACCGACCAGUCCUAAGCGAACCAAGGUGACCCCGAUGGUGAUCAAAUCGAUCAAGACUUUUACCAGUUCGGCGCUUAUAGCUGAGAAUGGGCAAAUUUUGAACGAUCACAGCAACAAACAGAAGGAUCAGUUGGGUCCCAGUGGAGAAGAAGAGUACAGGAUUACUCCACUGCCGCAGGUAAACGCCGGUCGGCUUCUGGAAGAGUUCGAAGCGAAGAAAAACGAACGAAAUCUAGCGAGUAACGAAUUUCAGAACUACCUGCUGGAGAGCUUCAACAAGGAGAAUAGACCGAAGACUGGGAUUGAAAUUUCCAAGGCAACAACCGUUACAACAAGUGCAGGCAGUGCUAAUUCGAUACAACAGAGUGGAAGUGACAAGGGCAAAUCGGACAGUUCAGUCACAACCAACAGCAGUAGCAGUCAACAGACUGCAAGUUCCUCUACGAGCGCGUCAAAAAGCGAACAGAAAUCUGAGGAUCGAAAAGAAGCCGCGAUGCCGGAAAAGACCGAAGAAUUAGGUUGUACGAAACCGGCUUCAGUUAGACGAUCACCCCGACCGAAAACUGUAGACAGUAAGAAGUCCAUUCCGGAACCCAAGAAGGAGAAGUCGUAUGAUCCGCAAAAAGCCAGGGAGUUUAUCAAGGAGCAACAGGCAAAACGGAAGCAAGAAAAGAAGGCUACCACUCCUCAAAUGUCGGAUAAAGAUCUGAUCAAGAAGCGCCUGGAAGAUCUCAAAAAGAACACUCAGGUUUUGGUUUCCAAAAAUGUUCAAAAAACCAGAAAGCGAUCCUUUUCAGCGUCGGGAGCUUCCAGCCAAAAGUCCGGAAAUGCACCACUGAAAGCCGUAGAAAGCAACAAGCUGCCUCCGACAAAGACACUGAAGAAGAGUUCUUCCAUUUCUUCGCUCAAGACGGUAGCGGUUGUAUCGACAAAAUCGGAUUCUGCCAAGUCUUCAGCUGGCAGCAGAGAAUCUCGACGAAGGUCUUCCCUUUUGAAAGCUAAUUUGUCUGAGCACAUGGGAAUCAUGCGAAAGCCUGAUGCAGUUGCUCUGGAAGAGGUUAUGAUGAGUCCGUUGAGAAUACGGACGCCUCCCCGCCCUGUACAUCAUCCAGAAGUCAUCACUCCAGUUAGACCAGUCGAACCCAACGAGUCGAUCAGAAAUGUUCAAGAGAAGAGCGUUUCUGCCAUUGAACAGGAACUGAAACUGGAUGUUCCAGAGGUGAAGCUCGUCCCUGAUUCGACGGUUAAACAUCACGAACCUCCAUCUGUUGAGAAGAAGGAAUUUAAACCGGUUCCACCGUGGCUUAAGCAUACCCUUCUUCAACCAGAUCCUUAUCCCUUCAUAAUGGCCGUUCGUAAAAAACUGGAAGCCAUUCGUAAUUUGAACCAAAACCAAACCGCGCAUCCCGAUGAAUCAGUAAUUCCCAGAAAGCAUGAAGAAACCGUGAAACGGUCCGAAACGGCCAACAGCCAAAAGUGCCUUGAAUAUUUGGAAACGCUCAAAUCUGUGCCUUACGUCCACAAACCGUCCGAAAGUGACCAAAACAUUUCCUCCGUUUCACUUCAACACUCCGAUUCUAAUACUACCUCGGAGAUCAGCUCAAUCAAGUCGGACUUUAUUCUGCCACUGCCACCUCUGAGUAGCACCAAAUUCGACAGUACACAACCCGCGACACGGGAAACUCAUCACCCAAAAGUUGGACCCAUUAGUCCCCUCUCGAUGGAUCGAAUCUCCAACCUAAAAAUCACUGCCAACAGCUCAACCCUAGAGCGGAGCAUCAACUUCCACCGCGGAGACCACAUGCCCGGGUCUGAUCUCAUCCCGGAUCGUAUCUCCUUCAACAAUCGGAACGUUCAUGACCUCCGCCAAAGUCAACUCAGUCUCAACACGUCCGAAAAGCAACGGGACUUCCUGCAGAAACCUCUCGAGAAAUCCACCAAGGAACUUGAGUACCAAAAAAUGCUGGAAGCAUUCAACCGAAGCCUCACCCAGGUCAUUGAAGUCAACCAGCAGCUUUACUCUGCUCUGAACAAACCUCCGGAAUCCCUCCCACCGGAGCGGAUAAAAAUUCGAGACGGAAUGACUCAAACAACUCCGGUCCCUUCGGUCGCCAACGCAUCCGCCAAUUCCAACUACAGCGAAGACUUUGAACGCUCCGACGAUUUGAAACCGUCCAACCCUCCUCCGGAUUCCACUGAAUCAACCCCGGAGAAGAAAUCGUCAUCGGAACUUACGACAUCCACUUCGACUCCGUCUUCUUCCUCAACAACGGCUCCGCAAAGCACCACCAGUCCGGAUGAUAGCCCGUCAGGCAAGACCCAGUCCAGCGAGCAAUCGCAGCUGCUCGACUCAAGAUCACUGAGCCUAUCGGACAGCCACAACACGAAUCCGCCGAUGCCGGAAGAAUAUCUUCCAUCGUUUGAAGAGAGUCUCCGGCAACGGCAGCAGCCAUCACCACCGAAAGCAACGGAGAUCAAUCCGGGAAACAGUUCCACCAGCAUCGAAACCCAGAUCAGCGAUGAAGCGCCGGAUGAAGGCAAAAACGUUCUACGAGAGACGAUCGAAACCGAGUCGAAGAGUUUGGAAUCGAUUAGCAUGAAACUAUCCGAGGCGAGUGAAGUUUUGAACGAACAAUCACCGCCGAAGGAAGCGGAGGUUGAAAUUUUGAAAGCCGCUUCGAGUUCAAGCGCUGACGAUUCGGAGUUGGAAGCAAUCGAGAUGGAAAAGGGAACCGCCAUGAACGAUACCACCAUGGGAAGCGACAUCAUGGCGGUGUUUAAUCGGACGGAUAUGGAAGUUUCCAUCAUGUCCACGACGAUUUCCGAGGCCAAUCUGAGCUAUUCUUCGAUUGGAUUGUAUGACCAAUUGAUUCAAACGGAGAAAUGCAAGGGCGAACAGCUGGCUGCUCACGCACGGCUCAAAGAGAAGGCACUGCUGAAUCGCACCAAAGGUCAACUGGCCUGGUUGGAACUGCAGAAGCAGCGCUACCGGGAGCGUGGCAUGAUGGAACAAAUCAGCGUUAUCAAGAAGAAACAACGGGCUAUUCUGAUGCGACUGGAAAAGGAGCGAGCUGAUUUGAAUCGAUUAAAGAAGUCCAGUUCGGAGAUGUCCUCCCGCACCAGUGCCGUUCGCUCACCGAUGACACCGAAGUCGCUGGAAAAGUUGAAUUCGUUCUCGUCGCACAGUUCCAAUUCGAUUUCACUGCGCCGGAAUAGUGGCGGAAGCGGGAAAGGCGACGGCGCUGGUAUCAAUGCUUCGUUAGUUGUAUUGGGAGACUUGUCCACUAGCACCGGUGCUGGAGGCGACAACAGAUUGCAUCAGCGCCGAAGAACGGUCACGACGACAACGACGACGACCAUUUCCAACUCACAAUUGCAGCUGACGGCGGCCAUUCGCGGGAUGGAGCUGGAACCUAGCGAGAGCUUGGAGGACAUCCUUCAGCGGCGCGAACAGGAGCUACAAAAACGCCGUCAACAUGUACAGACCCUUCUCGAGUGGCACCAGAAGCUCGACCGCGAAGAACAGGAAAUCCUGGAUAUCGAGCGGAAUUUUCUGCAGUAUAAUCAGCGAAAAAUAACUGAAAGUAGAGCAGCCGACGAGCAAACAUUGAGUCGUAUCCGAACCAUCGAGAAGAGUUUGCAAACGCUGCAGCAGAUUCCGGACAAGCCACAUGGUUCGAAGUCAUCCGAUGACGAUGGCGAAGAAGUACAAGCCGUUGGAGGAAGUAAACUGAAUCGAUUGUGGUACAGAUUGACUGGGGUGAAGGAGAACCGGUAUGAACCAGCACGGAGCUACACAUUGACCAAGGCAAUUUUGGAAAGUUUAUAUGAAGAAGCGAAACAGCAGGUGUUGGAAGGGUUUAGGGAGAAUGAAGGCAUGAGAAAGGUACUGUUGGAACAGUCGAUGAGUGGAUUGAACAGCAGUGCAAGUGUGGGUAAGGAUGUCAGUGGGAUCAGCGAUCAGAGAAAUACAAGCUCGGAACAGGUCCACACAACUGUGGAGUCUAGUGAAGGAAACUCGUUUCAAACGACGGUCAAUUCAGCUGAGCUAGCACAAGAAAGUGCUAACCCUUCUGCCAAACUGGUGGAAGAGGAAGAAAGUAAGACCGACGAACAGAUUGAAGAACGGAGCAGUCUGCUAGAUGUGGAGGAAAUAAUUUCCCGGGUAAGCGACAUAACGGAAAAUAUCAAUGGAUUUCUUUCAUCAACGACCAACAUCGAUGAACUGCUGCAGCAGGAAGAACAGGAGAAGCAACUGUCGGAUUCGGUUGAAUUCCAUACCAUAGAAGACGAACAGGAUUCUGGUAGUCAAACAAAGCCCAGUUCCGACACUUACUCGGUUACUUUUGAUAUACCAACGAUUGAAGCAAAUCGAUUGCCUCUGUCCGCGGAAGACAAUCAAUUGAUGAUUGAAGACACUUCACUUCCUCCGAUGAUGAAUGACGACUCCCUGUUGAAUGAUGAGUCCAUUGCCGAAUCGAUUCCAGAGUCGGCCGAGAAGCCAACGGAAGAAAUCCCCGAUGACGUUUCCUUGGAGGAAGCGAGUUCCACAGCAUCAUCAGCAACAACGCCAACAACUGCCGAGGAAACUGAAACGGAAUACAAUGAUGUCCUGAUUGGGAAGUCCCCGGCUAAGGAUUCGACUGCCUCUGAACUUGAGAAACGACUCAUUACAUUGAAUGAAAAUUUGGGGGAAUUAAAUGAAAGCAUAGAACGGGUUUCUGCAAUAAGAUCUCCAGAAGUUCCCAAGUCGGAGCGGCAAAAUUCAUCGGAAAGCGAAUCUGUCACUCCUCCAGUCAUCGAGGAGGAAUAUUCCACCGACAUGGAUUUUACAGCCGAAGAUCGUAGAUCUUCUACGGAAAGUGCAGAUGCGAAGCCUUUUCUCGAUGACAUCCAAGCAUUAAAGGUCCCACAAAAUCAGCUCACCGAAGACAGUGACGAAAGCCAUAAAAUCGAGAUUAAAAUCCGAAACAUAAACGCGAAUGAAAAUUUUCCACAUCCAUCCACCGUUGGUGUUCCUUCCACUUCCGGUGUUUCCAGUUUCUCCUACCUCACACCACCGGCGCACGGUCCAAGCACUUCCACGCAAACAACCGUAAUCCAAAACCGGAUGCCGGACAUCAUCAACGAAGCGGAAGUUCUUCGCCGCCAACAGCUUCAAAUCGAACAGGAAAUCAAGCAACUGGAACAGCAGGUCGUAUUCUUCCGGGAGAUCCCCAAUAAACCACCCCCGCCAUACAUUCCGCCUGCCAACGGAAGUCCUCUGGCCCUCAUUUUUCCACCCGAGUCCCGGAUCAACGAUCUAAUCGAAACUCGCACCAAGGAACUCUACCUCGAUGAACCCGCCGCGGAGAUGCUUGGCUCGGAUCACGUAACCAACAUCUACGAAAAGCUCAUCCUGGACAUGUGUAAGGAACUGUUCACAGACGUACGCCCUCCCUCGCCGGACGUCUCCUUCCGCACGGUGAGGCACGAAAAGCGACCACUUGCCUUCUACAAUCCACCGGAUCGUUUGGUCUGCCUGCAAAGCUACAUGAAGCAGAAAAUCAAACGAAUCCUCAACGAAGACAGCCUGCUGCAGCAGCAACAGCAUCAGCUAAACCUACAUCACUGCCCCAUGCCGUUCCUGAUGUUUGCCGGAAGCAGUGCCAAACGCAAACGGGACCAGGUCGAUGAAAUUCUGGCACAGGAAAUGUUCGACGAGGAAGCCCGCUGGACGAAUUUUGACCGGGAGGAGAUCGAGGUGAAGGAACGGAUCGUUGAAGAAGUGACCAAGAUGUUGGUGGAAGAAGCCGUCCGCGAUAUGGAUCAGGUUUGGAAGGAGAAGAAUGCAGGCAAGCAGGAGGAGAGCAACUUGCAGGACGGGAAGGUAGAGGAAUUGAACUGAAUACAUACCUACAAUAUUGUAAGACGUAUAAAACAAAAAGAAAAAUCAAAUGUGAUGUUUGAAAGUGCAUUUCAAUUUUACACACCUUGAAAGGUUAGUUGUUAAGGAUUGUUUUUUAAAUAGCAUGUUAGGGAGUCAUAUUUUAGUGUUUGAUUGCUUACACCUAUGGGCUAACUACUUAAGUAUUAUACAUUUGAACAACGAUUGACCGGUUUUAUGUUUUGCUCAAUUUUAUACAAACAUACUGAUUUGAUACGACAAGAUCUGAUUAUGGUUAGUGAUUUUUCAUUGUUUCCUUAACCCGUACAUAACUAAUAUGCAAUAAACAGUCGAGUUAAUGAAGUGUCUUAAAGAAAGGUGCAUAGGUAUACUGCCCAUAAAAGCAUAAUAGUUCCAAAUGGAGUUUUAUCAGAAAUGAGUUAUCCAUUAGAAUCGAGUGUAAACUACCUUUACUUUAUGCUGUGCACUAAAAGUCACAUGUUUUGUUCAGAAAAUAUGGUGAAAAAUAGCAAAACUUGGUUGUCCCAUCGGAA